AUGACCAGCGUCCGUCAGUUUUCGCGGUACGCGAGGAGGAUCGGCCAGCUCGCCGACAACGCUCCGAAGACGUUGCACCGGUCGGCGAGGUGCUCGUCGACGCAGGCCCAGCGACAGAUCGUCGAGAACGAGAAUGGGAAACGGAUUUUCUCGUCGCCGUACGGCGAGUACACUUUCAUUGAGAUGUUUACGCACGAUUACGUCUGGAGGAACCUCCAGGAUUUCGCCGACAGAAUCGCCUUGGAGUGCGCGGCCACCGGACGGAAGUACACGUACAGCCAGGCGAGGGACGCCUCUAAUUACAUCGCCAGAAGUAUACUGAACAUGGGCCUGAGAAAGGGGGAUGUGGUCGCCUUGAUAUCGCCCAAUUAUCCGGAGACGGUUCUCGCGUUGCUGGGCAUCCUUGAGGCCGAUUUGACAGUGACCACUGUUAAUCCGUUCUACACACCUGAGGAGAUCGCCAGGCAAUUGAAGAGUUCCGGGGCGAAGGCGAUCAUCACGGUGACAGAGAUCGCGAAGAAUGUUGCUGCAGCAGCGAAGACAACCAUGGCACCGAAUGCGCCUUUCAUGGUCAUCGACGACGGCACCGGACCGAUACCCGAGGGCACUAUACCGUUCUUGGACCUAAUCACACGCGGCAAAACGUUGCCACCCAUAAAGCACAGCCAUGAUAACAUCAACGACGUUGCGAUCUUGCCCUAUUCAAGCGGAACGACGGGUUUGCCGAAGGGUGUCAUGCUGACUCACAAAAACCUGGUCGCAAAUAUGGACAUGACCGAGCAAACUGUCAGCGGGAAGAUGUGGGAGUUCACAUCCCCUGACUUCCAGGAGGUGAUACCAGUCAUCCUGCCUUUCUUCCACAUCUUCGGGCUGAACUCGUUGACGUUGCCGCGACUCUCCACCGGAACGAAGCUCAUCACAGUCCCGAAAUUCGUGCCGGCGCAGAUCUUGCAACUCAUGGCGACGCAAAAGAUGACCGGUUUGUACAUAGUUCCGCCGAUACUGCUCUUCCUGAACGCUGCUCCGCACGUGAAGAAAGAGAUGCUGGAGAACGUUCAUCACGCCAUCAUCGGGGCAGCGCCACUGUCGGAAACGGACGUCCAGAGGUUCUACGACAAGUUCGGGCUGGACAACGAAAAGAUGAAGUUCUGCCAAGGGUACGGGAUGACCGAGACCUCGCCGGUCGUUUCCUUCGAGGUGACGGGGACGAAGCCGGGAAGCAUCGGCAAAACCAUAGUCGGAUGCGAAAUGAGAUUGGUGGAUCCUCUCACCAACAAAGAUGUCAGCGGUCCGGGCGAGAACGGCGAGAUCUGGGUGAGAGGGCCCCAUGUCAUGAAGGGCUACCUGAACAACGAGGCCGCGACCAGAGAGAUGAUGCACGAAGACUGGCUGAAGACCGGCGACAUUGCUUAUCACGACGAGGAAAACUUUUUCUAUGUGACAGACAGACUGAAGGAGCUAAUCAAGGUCAAGGGAUUCCAGGUCGCGCCUGCGGAGCUCGAGGCCUUGCUGAGAACUCAUCCAGACGUUGAAGAGGCGGCUGUGAUCGGUGUGCCGGACGCCAGACACGGCGAGGUGCCGAAAGCCUUCGUCCUGACGAAGAAGGGCGCGGCGCCGAAACCUGAACAGCUGCAGGACUUCAUAAAGGGGAAGGUGGCGAGCUACAAGGAGCUGCUAGGCGGAGUGACGUUCGUGGAUAACAUCCCGAAAAACAGCAGCGGGAAAAUCCUGCGGAUACAACUGAGGAAUAUGUCGAAAUAGCGAACGUCCCUCGGACGUUCCUGACAUAAGGAAUAUUCUGUGAUGCUUCGAUCAACAGUCUGCGGCGUGACGUGAUCGGCUGCCAUUCUGCUGACAGGGUAAUAAUGACGGGAAAAAGGACGAAAAUAAUCGGCCGUGAUGGGGAUCACAUGAUUGUUAUAUCGAGGCUGUGGGAGCGUGCUGUUAUCCGUUGACUUGUUAAACGGCUGAUGUACGCCGGGUUCAUGGAUCUCGUUGGGAGAUGCGGCAUUUCGACGACCAUAAGUCUCCUGAUCGAGAGGAGGGAGAGGAACGCGGCGGAACGUAAUGUGUCGUAUACUUCUAACUAUAGUACCUAAUUACCUUAACGGAGGACAUGGUUGCGGGAUGGCGCAUUUGCGGCCGGCACGCCUAUAUUUUUGAUGUUGAUCGAUAUUUUAUCGUUAUAUCGUUUUUCUUUUUUUUUUAUGUUAACUGGUGCUAUCUCUGACAAUGCAGUUAGUUUGUAAGGAUCAGCUCGUACCGUUCAUCGGACGAUCUUAAACGACGUGUAAUUUUUAUAGACCAUUUGUACCACGAAGUACCAGGUGUUUAAAAAAUAAAAGCUUUUACACUUA
Molecule: messenger RNA, 2357 nt
Organism: Megalopta genalis
Lineage: Eukaryota; Metazoa; Arthropoda; Insecta; Hymenoptera; Halictidae
Source: RefSeq, a predicted model, not a curated record